AAUUAGUCAGUAAUUUAUACGUGACAAUAUUUCAAGCUCAUGAUGGCCACCUAAACCUUAUAAUAUAAUCCUUCCCUCGCUCUAUAAUCGUCUAUAAAUUGCUCCUUUCUCCAAAGCAUCUUAACACAAAUCAAAUUCAUCAAUAUCCAAUUAAGCGUACUCAUUUAGGAUAUUUGAGAUGGCUUCCCAAGUUAUUCUAGGGAUCACCAUUCUUGCUUUGGCUCUGGUUCAAGCUUUUGCUUAUGAUCCUAGCCCUCUGCAGGAUUUCUGCGUUGCUGACACGCAAUCAAAAGUAAUCGUCAACGGCUUUGUAUGCAAAGACCCGAAAACUGUAGUCUCCGAGGACUUCCUCUUCCGGGGACUCCUCAACGACUUCCGCCGCAACACCAACAACCGCGUCGGCUCUAACGUGACCCAAGUCAACGCAGACGCCUUCCCAGGCCUCAACACGCUCGGCAUCUCUCUGGCCCGCAUUGACUACGCCCCCUACGGCGGCCUCAACCCUCCCCACAAGCACCCUCGCGCCACCGAGGUCCUCACCGUCGUCGAGGGCACUCUCCACGUCGGCUUCAUCGCGUCCAACCCCGCCAACCGAUUUUUCCAGAAAGUUCUGCAGAAGGGUGAUGUCUUCGUGUUCCCAUUCGGUAUGAUUCACUUCCAGAUGAAUCUUGGUCAUACGCCGGCGGUGGCACUGUCGGCGCUGAGCAGUCAGAAUCCGGGAGUGAUUACGAUUGCCAACGCGGUGUUCGGGUCGAACCCGAGGGUGUCGAAGGAGGUGCUGAAGAGGGCGUUUCAGGUGGACGAUGAGGUGGUGGCGCAGCUCAUGGCUCAGUUCAAUUAGGAGGAAUGCACGUACGCUGGCGGGUGAAAGGCUUAGUCAUCGGCGUGAUUUGAAUUGAGUAAAUAAGCAUGAAGUACAGGGUGCUUUUUGCACCCGUCGAUAAUAAAGAUUUGUAUGUGUAUUUGUCACGGUCGAAGUUAUGAAUCAAGUGUGGGUUUUUACAUUAUUAUGAAAACUUUUGCAUCUUACUGGAAACUAGAUUUGUUAGUAAGUUAUUAAAUGA
Asparagus officinalis (garden asparagus) is the source of this 1064-nucleotide messenger RNA. Its product is annotated as putative germin-like protein 2-1. The coding region runs from base 179 to 841 and encodes 220 amino acids. The record is from RefSeq and is a predicted model, not a curated record. Gene Ontology annotation, molecular function: manganese ion binding. Gene Ontology annotation, cellular component: cell wall. NCBI's taxonomy places the organism in Eukaryota, Viridiplantae, Streptophyta, Magnoliopsida, Asparagales, Asparagaceae. The transcript has 2 exons.